Messenger RNA from Aspergillus alliaceus, 426 nucleotides. RefSeq lists its product as uncharacterized. The transcript has a single exon. The coding region runs from base 1 to 426 and encodes 141 amino acids. Lineage: Eukaryota; Fungi; Ascomycota; Eurotiomycetes; Eurotiales; Aspergillaceae. The record is from RefSeq and is a predicted model, not a curated record.
AUGGCAGAAGUAUUUGGGAUUGUUGCGGGAGCUUUUGGCGCUUGUUCGCUGGCGCUUGAGUUACUGGAGGUCACAAAAUCUGCACAGCGUUAUUGGCGACGCAUCCAUGACCUCCCUUCCAUUUCCACGGAAAUCUCGGACAGCCUCGGGAAUAUUGAACGACUUCUCACGGCUAUCAGGAAGUUGGCUAUCCAAGAGCCUAGAGAUCAUGAUGUAAUCGCAUGUUUGGAACGCAGCAGACCCUCAUUAGAAAGAGUCAAAGAUAUUAUACAGAACGUCGAGGCAAGCGGGGCCAACGGGAGGUUGCGAAAAAUCAAAGAUACGUUCAAGCGCACUGCUUUGGAGGACCAACUCUCAGUGGCAAGGGCAUCUCUUAGGGAGACAAUAAAUGAUCUGUCUCUCGCUCUGCUUGUUUCACAACUGUAG